GACCAAUUAAAAAAAGAAAAUAUUGUCUAUGACUCGCGCGAGAUUUGGAAUGUGAUGAAUCUGUGAUUUAUUAGGUGCUCUCUGUUUUCACAAGUUUAAGUUACUUUCAUAUAAUUGGAUUUUUUGUGGAUUGAUACAUGGAGAUUUGUAAAUAUCAUGAGGUUCCAGACGUGAAAUGAAUUAGAACAAAAAUGCAAAGAAUCUUUGGGCUUGGUGCCCAAUCACAAAAUAAAAGAUGGUGACCAGCGACAGUGGCGGUUCACCGAUCAACGGUUUCCACCUGGGACCUCAUGAUGAGGAGGCUCGGGCACCCAGUGUCUCCUCACUCUCAGUAUACAAACAGAAGAUCGACGCGCUUUUCGACGACACGAGGUCCCUCAUAAGUCUACCUCAAUAUGGAACUAUAUCGGAGACCCCGCGAAAAGAAAGAUCCAGUUUGAACAUUAUCUCAAAGGGGAAAUGUGACGAUGACAGCAUCUACGCCCAAAAUAAAAUUAAAAAAAUUAACAACACGGUCCAGGACCGUAUAGAGAGGAUGUUCGCGGACAUGGCCGGGGACUCCCCGCAAGUCUCCGAGAUGAUCGGCGUUCACGUGUUCAACGUCCACUACCUCGGCUCCACGCCGCUGCAGAGCAAAGUGACUAGCCUAUCCGGACUUCAGGAUCCUCUCCGAGAUCUGUACUUCGCAUAUAGAAGAAAUUACCGCAACAAGAACGCGUUCUCCGGUCGUCUCGAAAUAUCUAAGAGCGGUCUCAAGGUGGGAUACAAGGGGGAGAAGGGAGAUUUGGAGCAACUCAAUCCCUUUCCGACGAUAGCCGUUUGGUCGGCCGUCAAAUUUGUCGUGCAAUCUUUUGUGAACCGAGACCGCCCGAGCUACGCGUUCGUUCCUUUGAUCACGGACCCCGACAACAUCGACCGACAGUCGCUCUUCAAGACGUUGGAGACGUCCGACAAAAAAUACAUCCUCUCUCACAACGAAAACUCACAUUCGCCUCUUUUCGCUGUCGUGAUGAGGAAAAUCGGCGUCGCGAAACAGCUGGAGUGCCACGGGUUCGUAUGUCAGACGACCGAGGACGCCAUAGUCAUAGCGGCCACGCUGUACAAAUCGCUCAUGUCGCACAUGAGCAGGCAGGGGCACAACGACAAGAAGUUCAAGAAUCGCAACGGAGUCAGCUGUAUGAGUAUAGCGAGUAGUAUACCGGCCAACGACAUACCGACGCGACCGCCGCGGAAGAAGCGGAGUACCUCCUCCACGAGCGGCGACAGCGACCGGGCCGACGGCGUCUCCGCCAACGGAUCCUACGUGGAAAAUUCUAAGACCGAUAAAUCUCUAUCGGAUAAUCAGCUGGAUCGAUUGGAACCUCGCAGCCCCCGGGAACAGAAAAGAAUAACAGUCGACCAAGUUAAGGCGAAAUUAGAUUUGAUUAAAAGUAACGAUACGAGUGGUAGCGACACUCGUAAUUCCAAAAAUUCUGCCGCAAACGAGUAUCGAAGAGUAAGUCGCGUUCAACCUCCACCGAACCACACGAGCAGCGAAUCCUCGAUGAGAAGUAAAGUUUCGGAGCGGAUAGAGAUGUUUCGCGAGUUGGAGAGAAAGAAAAACAUUCAGAGGCCGCCGACGUUACCGCCUCCGAUACCGACUAAAUCUUUUUUACACUCCCAGGCGGAAAUGCCGCAGGAGUCUUUAAAACGAAGCCAAAGUCUUAGGAAAUCUCUUAGUGAGUCUGGUGAUAUUCUUACAAAAGUGGCCAUACCACGAUCAGGAAGUUUUUUGAACGCCGGCGGCCUAACUAGGUAUAAAUCGAUCGGACACAGAAACAAUGGAAAGAAAGGAGGUGGAUCGCCAUUGGGGUUUAAUGAACUUUUUAAUGAAUUCAAAGUUCAAGAAAACUUGCAUUCGAUGGACGAAAUACUAGAUGCCAUAAUAGAUCCGGAGGGAAUGUCUUUCAACGAUUUGAAACCCAUAUACAAGGAGUUCCUUUUAAAAUUGGCAGUGACGCUCACAAAAGACGAAAUAUUCCAACACAGUAAAGCCAUAAUGAAGAAGCAGAAGAAACGAGUCCUACGAAAGAACAGCACGUUCCAAAUUAAAAGGAAGAAAAUAUUCAAGGGAGCCAGCGGCCUCCGAAUGGUAUUUCGUCUGCCGUUCGGGAAGGAUUUUCAGAAGAACGACAAGAAGUCGCAGAUAAUAUUCAACGCUCCCAAGCCGACGGACAGCAAACAGAUAUCGGAAAGUUCAGUUUCGACUUCGAGCUACGACAUACGACAGUUUAAGCCGAAGGAGCCCGAGCUGCCUCCGCCGAGGAGACAGACGAUGAGGGAGAGGAAUUCCAAACGCUCGGAAAAUCCGGUGCACGUCUCCAAGCGGAGCGGCAAGCACAGACAGGGAGAAAGGAAUUCUGCUUCAGAGGAUUCAGACUUUCUUACGUUGAGCAAUCGCCUGGGCUGCCAGAAUAGGAACAGCUCGAGCGGUUACGUGUCCUGCUCCGAAUGUGAGUCGGAGGGUUGCGUGGACCGAUGCUACUGCUCCCUGAAGACUGGCUACAAACCGAAAGAUUCCACUCAAACUAAACUACUAGGGAAGACGAAGUGUAAAGAUUGCUUUAAGGAGACGUACGAUGGCGACUACAGCGUGUGCUCGUGCGACUCGGAGAGCUGCGCCGACAGCAACAAGUGCUACUGCAGCGGGCCGCGGCGGCUGGCCACCGCGCACAGCCUCGACUACCUCAAACCCGCCAGGAACUUCUACGCCGACCGCCUCAAGUCCUUCGACGAGUACAACGGCAAGACGAAAACUAGGAGCAGGUCAUCGCGGUCGCGGCGCGCGCGCAGCUCCGACAACCUGGCGCUGGACUACGAGCUGCUGCUGCAGAACCGACCGCAGGACAAGCGGCCGCGGAACAUGCAACGGCUCACCGUUCGCAGCACCGGUGCGGGGUCUCAGGACGCUCUCAGCGUGAAGAAGUCUGCGGAGAUGGCGGCGCUGUUCGCGGACGUCCGGCUGUCCCAGCGGACGGACGUCCGGUCUCUGGCCGGAGGGCGCCGGACGAGCCUCCAGGCCGGACCCACAACCCCGUCCUUCGCGAAGAUGUUCGACCACAGACCUCUCAGUAGGAACGCCAGUCUGGAGGACACGCUAGGAUACUUCCCGUAGUGUGUUCAGAGUCGUCUUAUUCCCGAAACAUAUUAUGAAUCGAUAUCGGUCAUUUUGGAACUCCCGACUUCGACAAGAUUUUCUUAGUCGAAGUUCGAAAUUGAAAGUUUAUUUAAUUUUCGAUUUCGAACGAUUCGAUUUCGAUAUUAAGUAGGGUAAAUGACUAGUAGAUUGGACAGUACUAGUCAUUGGA
Aricia agestis (brown argus) is the source of this 3347-nucleotide messenger RNA. RefSeq lists its product as uncharacterized. NCBI's taxonomy places the organism in Eukaryota, Metazoa, Arthropoda, Insecta, Lepidoptera, Lycaenidae. The record is from RefSeq and is a predicted model, not a curated record. The transcript is spliced from 8 exons. The coding region runs from base 236 to 3154 and encodes 972 amino acids.